This is a messenger RNA of Scatophagus argus, 2350 nucleotides long. Its product is annotated as tetraspanin-18-like. Lineage: Eukaryota; Metazoa; Chordata; Actinopteri; Scatophagidae. The transcript is spliced from 9 exons. The record is from RefSeq and is a predicted model, not a curated record. Gene Ontology annotation, cellular component: membrane. Bases 284 to 1051 code for a protein of 255 amino acids.
UGUCGCUUUACGGGGGUUUAAACGGGAGCGUAAACGCUACCAAGAGUUCACAUCGCGGAAUGAACACAAGUCCGCCGCCUCUCCUGUGAGCGAGCCGCCGGACGCCGGGCUGUCGGUAGUUUGCUGGAUUUAUUAGUUUGUCAGGAGACGCUGGACUUCACUUCCUCAGCAGAUAAACGAGAGGAUUUGGAGAAAGAAGCUCGUCUGUCAGCGCUGAUGUGAAGAGGUGCGACGUCGAAGGCUAAACCAGCGUCUGAACCAGCGAGCCGUUAAACAGGUACAUAUGGGCCAGGGGAAGGUUUCAGCUCGAGGCUCAGCCAUGGAGGGGGACUGCCUCAGCUGCAUGAAGUACCUCAUGUUCAUCUUCAACUUCUUCAUCUUUCUGGGUGGCUCCUUCCUGCUGGGCGUCGGCGUUUGGGUGCUGCUGGACCCGAUGGGGUUCAGGGAGAUCGUGGCGGCCAACCCCCUCCUGUUCACCGGCGUCUACGUCAUCCUGGCUAUGGGCGGCAUGCUGUUCCUGCUGGGCUUCCUGGGCUGCUGCGGGGCCAUCAGGGAGAACAAAUGUCUCCUGCUCUUUUUCUUCAUGCUCAUCCUCCUCAUCUUCCUGGCUGAGCUGGCUGCUGCCAUCCUGGCUUUCCUCUUCAGGGAGCAUUUAACCAGAGAGUAUUUCAGCAGGGAGCUGAAGCGUCACUACCAGGGUCAAAACAACACCGACGUCUUCACGACCACCUGGAACGCCAUCAUGAGCACGUUCGACUGCUGUGGCGUGAGUGGCCCCGAGGACUUCGACGAGAGCCUCUUCAGGCUCCUCAGCCCCAGUAAGCUGGUCCCUGAGGCCUGUUGCCAGAGGAGCAGUUACCUUGGAGACGUGAGCGUGGAGCAGUGUGUGAGCGGCAGCGUGGCCUUCAGACACAACAAGGGCUGUUACUCGGCGAUGGUCGACUACUUUGAGACGUACAUUUACACCGCGGGAGCUCUGGCCAUCGUGGUGCUGACAAUCGAACUCUUCGCCAUGGUGUUCGCCAUGUGUUUAUUCAGAGGAAUCCAGUAAGCGCUGCGUUAUCGGCGCCGUCUGUCAGGAGGGCACAAACAAAGCUGUAAAAUAUGAAACGUAUUUGUACAGUGAUAGUUUCCGUGUCUCAUUGGUUUUGUGACAUUGUUUCGUACUGCACCGCUGCAGCAGGACGUUUCGGGUACUUUGCUUUGGGCACAACAGACGCACACACAGGAAGUGGUCCUCCAGCUGAGGCUCUGCACCGUGAGCAUCCAGGCUGAGAGGUUCUACAAGCCAAACGCUGAGGGCAAACCGGAUCACAACCCGUGACCAGCAACCAUUUGAUUCAUAGCCUGAUCUGACAACGAUGAUUGAUUUUCACGAUCACAGAGAGUCUGCACAAACCUGCAGCUGCAGGGAGCCUCAGGACAGUCAGCAUCAAAAACGUGUACUUUGCUGUUAUACUCCCACCAUCAACCACCCGACUUACUAAGGCGUCUGCUGCUUCGCGUCUCGUUCGCCAGACUCCGCUCAGACUCGUCGUUCAUCACUCGGCUGAUGGAUUCCCACCUGUUCAGCACCCCCAGAUGGUUACAGAAGACCACCUGCUCAGUGACCAAGAUCAGUAAAGAGUUUCACUUCGUGCAGCUUCAAGUUCUGCCUCCACAAAUCAGCAGACGAAAACCAGUUUGUCAGCAGAGCGGAGCUGAUGAGAGUGGAACGGCACAGCUUUGCUUUAAAGCAGGCUGAUGGCUGAGAUGUGAGCUGGUUAAAGGAACAGUUCACUUAAAAAAUGAAAAGUCAGUCAUUAGCCUGGAGACGCCAAGCUGAUCUGAAAAAUCGUCAUUUACACCCUUUUUUAGAAGCUGAAAAAGUGUUGGCACGCGUCCCGUCGGAGGUGGGUGCCCGAGCUUCAGAAACUGGUCCCUGAUGAUCUGUGUGACGGCUCUGGACCGUCAGUUUCAUUCAUACCUCACAGAAACCUGCUGAAUGCGACACAUUCUGCUUGUCUCCUGCUCGAGCCUCACCGUCAUCAACACAAGUCAUGAAAGGUGAAACGUGAUUCUCUGAAAACCGUGUUGUUUAUUUUCACAAGUCUUUACAUUCAGGCAGCAUUCAGUGUAAAGUAUUUAGUAUUUAAGUUUGUAAGUUAAAGCAUCUUCACAUCAUGAGACUGAAUGUGUGUGUGUUUUAUGUAAAUAUGCCUCAGUGGGACAGUACGUGUUGGUGCACAGUGGAUUAAUGAUCAUUUUUGUCAGUAGUUAUUUAAUGGAACUUAAGCUAAAAUAACCUUUUUCUGUAGGUGUGUUUGUAUAAAUGGCACUGACUGACAUUAAACUGAUUUCUGUGAUUUUA